CUCGAAGUGAAGGAGCUUUGUUCUUUAUCAUCAUCGUCACCACCUAUAAAAGUCUAAUUUAACAGUUAUAGAAUUAUAUUUAUAUAUUUAGCCUGAGACCCAAUUCUAUACGACUUUUAAGUUUAACAAUAAUCAAGCACCGCCCACAAGAACUAUUCGACUACUUUACCAAAUCUGUUUAGCAUUUUUAUAUUCGUGUAAAAUUUUGCCGUAUAUUAUAAUUAUAAAAGUAGACAAAAACGGGUUUUGGGUAUUCCAAAAAGAACCCAUAAGAGCCAAGCUCGAAGCUUUUUCCCCUUUUCUUUGUGGGCUUUUCAUUUUCCACACGUAUGCCCAAAAACAUACAGCUCUCGAUUUGGGAGGGGAAAAUAUUCACGAAAGCUUUCAUUUUUAGGCAGCCUAAAAUUUCCCAGCUUUUCUUGGCGUGUAAAUUGUAAUUUUGUUGGGCUUUAAAUAUGGUGGGGAUUUUCUCAAGAUUAUCGGUGAAGAGUAGUCAUCGUCGGGCUCAAAGCACUUUUAAUGAAAUGCCUCGUACCUUAGAGUCCACAAACGUUACUAGAGCAGCUUCGAAUGCAUCAAUCGAAAACCAUGGAAUUGAAAUAGGUGUCGAGUUCAAGCCGAUCGAGCACCCAACCGAGCCUCUCGACUAUGAUCAACCUAUCCAGUGUCCAUUACCAGAGCCCUCAAUUCUUAAUGAUGGAAGAAUAUGGAAGGAAAGAGUGUCGGCAAAUGUAAAGACGAGGGCCGAUAUGCAAGACCAAACGGGGGGCAAUAAUGUACACGACACUCGGCGAACAAAAACUCGGGCCCACAACCGAGUCAUUUUGCCGUCUGUCAGUGCUCCAGAACAUAACAUCCUUAAACUGCUCGAAGAAUGUAAUGCAUCUGGGAUUAAUUAGCUUCAACAGCUGAUCACACUCUCCAAAACCUUUUGUUCCUCUCAUUCUCUUCUGUAUUUUAUGGUUGCAUAUAUAACAUGCCCCUGUAUAUUAAUUAUAACUUUGGCUUGUUAAAUGAAUUCUUGUUGGGCAUUAUGAAAACUUGUGAGUUGUGGCAACUGGCAUGUAUUAUUGUGGUCUCUCUCUCUCAAACACGCACACAUAUGUGUGUGUGUGUGUGUGCGCAUUUGUUGAAGAAUGCCAAAGGAAAUCCAAUGUCCCAUUUUCCUUACAUUUGGACAUAAAAUAUAGCACUAUUAGAAAUAGCUCACAAUCACUAAAUCAUAUUUUUUAAUAAAAUAAAGUAUUUAUUAUUUUUAUAUUACGUAUACUUUAAUCAUUAUAUUUCAUAAUUUAAUGACAAUCACAUUUUUUUUUCCUUAUAAUUUUUUUAACACCUAU
This is a messenger RNA of Striga asiatica, 1340 nucleotides long. The record is from the annotation of a GenBank genome assembly. NCBI's taxonomy places the organism in Eukaryota, Viridiplantae, Streptophyta, Magnoliopsida, Lamiales, Orobanchaceae.